CUUAGUGAUGAAAUUUUUAGGCGCAAAAAUAUAACCUAAAAAAAUGAAUGAACUAGAGGAAUAUGAAAUUAUAUAUAAAUAUAAUAAUAUUAAUUACAAUAUUGUAGCGACAAAUAAAACACAUGUCAAAUUAAAAAAUGAUAAAGAAUUCUUCAAAGCUUAUAUUAGCAGUAAUAUAAACUCAUGCAAAACAACAGACAUAAUAAAAAAAGUGAAUGAUCUUAAUAUUGAAAAUUUCGUAUGGACGGAAGAAUCCAUCAAGUUACUUUUACAAAAAUAUAAUGAUAGGAAGAAUAAAUUCCGUGAUCCUAAAAUUAAGAAAAAGUUGUUAUGGCUGGAGAUUGUAGAGGAAUUUAAAAUUAAAGGUUAUAAUGUCAAUGAAGCUGUCUUAAACAGCAAAAUGAGAAAUUUAAAACAGUCGUAUAAAAAUAUAAAGAACAAUAAUAAAAAAACAUGUACAAAUCAUUCUCGAAAUACCUGGAAAUGGUACAAGACAAUGGAAAAUCUGUUUAAAGAAGAUCGAACAGUAAACGUAGGUGCUAUGUUGCCCUCUAUGAUAAAUAGCGUAAAUAAUUUGGAAGGUUCCACUUCAAUUCCAUCAAUAUCAAUUGAAGGUGACGGACGUAUAAAUACUGUCCACAAGGAUAUUUAUAAUAUAAACUCAUGUGAAACAAUAGGACAACAAAAACAAGUGAAUGAUUUUAAUAUUGAAAAUUUCGCAUGGACGAACCAAACUAUCAAGUUACUUUUACAAAAAUAUUAUGAUAGGAAUAGUAAAUUUCGUGAUCCUAAAAUUAAGAAAAAGUUGUUAUGGAUGGAAAUUGUAGAGGAAUUUAAAAUUAAAGGUUAUAAUGUUAAUGAAACUAUCCUAGAUAACAAAAUGAGAAAUUUAAAACAAUCGUAUGAAAAUAUAAAGAAUAACAACAACAAAACAAGUACAGGUCGAUGUCCAAUUACCUGGAAAUGGUACAACACAAUGGAGGAUCUAUUUAAAGAAGAUCAAACCAUAAACGUAGGUGCUACAUUGUCUUCUAUGAUAAAUAGCAUAAAUAAUUUGGAAAGUUUCACUCCAAUUCCACCAACAUCAAUUGAAAAUGAAGAACAUGUAAAUCCUGUCUACUCAGAUAUCGAUAAUAUAAACUUAUGUGAAGCAAUAGGAAUACAAAAAGAAGUAAACGAUAUUAAUAUUGAAAAUUUUGCAUGGACCAAUCAAACUACCAAGUUACUUUUACAAAAAUAUAAUGACAGGAAGAAUAAAUUUCGUGACCCUAAAAUUAAGAAGAAGUUAUUAUGGAUGGAGAUUGUAGAGGAGUUUAAAAUUAAAGGUUAUAAUGUUAAUGAAGCUAUUGUAGAUCGCAAAAUGAGAAAUUUAAAACAGUCAUAUAAAAGUAUAAAGGACAACAAUAAAAAAACAAGUACAGGUCGUAAUCGAAUUACCUGGAAAUGGUAUGACACAAUGGAGGAUCUAUUUAAUGAAGAUCGAGCCGUGAAUGUAGGUGCUACACUGUCCUUUGUGAUAAAUAGCGUAAAUAUUAAGGAAGGUUCUACCUCAAUUUUACCAACAUCAACUGAAGAUGACGUACAUGUAAAUGCUAUCCACUCGGGUAUUGAUAAUAUAAACGCAUGUGAAACUAUAGGAAUACAAAAAGAAGUGAAUGAUAUGAAUAUUGAAAAUUUCGCAUGGACGAAUCAAACCACCAAGUUACUUUUACAAAAAUAUAAUGAUAGAAAGAGUAAAUUUCGCGAUCCUAAAAUUAAAAAAAAGUUGUUAUGGAUGGAAAUUGUAGAGGAAUUUAAAAUUAAAGGUUAUAAUGUUAAUAGUGCCAUCCUAGAUCGCAAAAUGAGAAAUUUAAAACAGUCAUAUAAAAGUAUAAGGGAUAAAAAGAAAACAAGCACAGGUCACACUCGAAUUACCUGGAAAUGGUAUGAUACAAUGGAUGGUCUAUUUAAAGAAGAUCAAACCAUAAACGUAGGUGUUACGUUAUCCUCCAUGAUAAAUAGUAUAAUUAAUGAGGAAGGUUCCACUUCUAUUCCAUCCACAUCAUUUGAAGAUGAUGAACAUAUAAAUACUGUCUACUCGGAUAUUAAUGUUGAACAGUCCAAAAUGACCGAAAAUUUUACAGAAAGUAGAACUUCAAUAAGUCCUGUUCCUGAUAUCUUAUCAAAGCGACAUCCUUUCAAGAACUUAAAAGAAAAAGCUACUGAAUCAAGAGCACUAUAUAAUAUACGUAAAAUGAUGUUAGUGGGUGAAGAAAGAAGAGUAGACGCAAUUAAUAAAUUAAGUGAAAAAAUUGAGGAACAUAAUAAAAUUCAACGAGAAAGAAAUGAUAUUUUGAAAUGUUUAAUUUCUUUACAAAAGAAUGUACGUAGAAAAUGAUUAUUAAAAUAUAGAAUAUAUAAGUAUAUGUAAAUAUAGAUAUAAUAUAAAAGUAAUAAUUUCUAUAUUUUCUACAAUAUAGAAAAAUAUAAGGAUAUAUAAAUAUAGAUAUAAUGUAG
Molecule: messenger RNA, 2496 nt
Organism: Vespa crabro (European hornet)
Lineage: Eukaryota; Metazoa; Arthropoda; Insecta; Hymenoptera; Vespidae
Product: repetitive organellar protein-like
Exons: 7
Coding region: 44-2377 (777 amino acids)
Source: RefSeq, a predicted model, not a curated record